AUGAAUAGAAAAACUGUUUUGUUGAAUUGUCUAGGUGCUAUUGAUGUUAUUGUUGUUAAACAAGAAGAUGGUACAUUUCUUUGUACACCAUUUCAUGUUCGAUUUGGAAAAUUAGGCGUUAUACAAAGUUCACAGAAAAGGGUAUAUAUAUCGAUCAAUAAUGAAACUGUUGAUCUGUGGAUGCAAUUGGGUGAGGCUGGCGAAGCAGUCUUUAUCGAUCAAACAAAUAUGACGGAUGAUAGGACAAAAUCAUCGAUCGAUGGUGCUGAGCGUCAUUUAGAACCGUCGGAUGAUAAUACAUUUCUUGAUCCGGACAAUGCAUUUUCAAACGCUGUUGCUGCAGCUGAUGGUGAACAUCAUACUCCUCUAACAAAUAUUGAUCGUUCUCCACAAUUUUUAAAUAAAAAAUCAGAUAUAGAAAAAACAGUGAACGAUCCAAAUACAUUAACUGUACCCACUUAUGCUUAUGAACAACCACAACAAAAACUAAAUGUUGAUGUUAUCAACUCAACUGUAAAAGAUAAUUCAAAUACUCAGAAUCAAAAUCAACUAACUAAUUCAAUAUCAUUUUCAACAGAUCCAUUCUCAAAUACGAUCACUGAAAUUUCAACUGGAAAAACUGAUCUAUCAAAAAAUAAUACAACAACAAGAAGUCCUCUUUCACAGCAAUUAUUAGCUCUUCCAAAACAACGUCGUCGUCGACGAGUGAAACGAUGUAAUACUAUAGCAUCAACAGUAAUGACAACAACAAAAUCUACUGAUAGUUCGAGUGAUGAUGACUAUGAUGAUGUCAAUAAUGGCAAUAAAACUGAAAACGAUAUACAAGUUAAAAAUGAAACAGCUGAAUGUAAAAUUGAUUUACAAACAACACCUACUGAUCUUUUGCAUUUAUUUCAACGGGCUGAAAAAAUUUUAUUAGCAAAUCAAAAACGUUUUGUAUUAACAUUACGCAAACAAAAAUCAGCAAUGCGAAAAAAAAAAUUAUCUGGAAAUAAACAACGUCAAAAUUCUACUAAUACCGAUUUUGGUUCUAGUAGUGGUUAUUAUAGUGAUGAAUUUAUUACUGAUUUAUAUAAACCACGUUCAGCAAGUAUUCAUCAUUUACAACAUUUAAUUCGGAAAAGUUCAAGUGAAAAUAAUUUAAAUUUUUUAUAUAAUCAUGAUUUAUUUGCCUUUUUACCAAAAAAUAAACAACAACAGCCACAUGUAGAGCCUUCGACACCGAUACCAGACAUUGCUGCACAGGAGCAACAGACAUCAACAAUGGCUGUGACACAGUCAGAAGUUGAAGAUGAUUUAACGCCAACUAAUAUUGGUAAAAGGAAAUCAUUCCAAGAAGAAGAUAAUAUAUCGUUACAAUAUGUUGAUGCCAUAAGUGUAAUGAGUAGAUUCAGCGGCAGUGAUUCAAGAAGAGUAUCCUUUCCAUCAACAUUAGACGGUGGAAUCAUGAUAGAUUCAAAUGAAAAUGAACAACAACAAACGGAAUCUGAACAAACAGACGAAUAUGAUAUUGAUUUGGAUAUGGAUGAAGUAAAACCAACUCAAACGACAUCCAAUCCAAUAGCAAUUAAUAUGUCAUUGUCACAAAACAGUAACGAAGAACAAUCAUCACCAUCAAAGCAUUUAACAUCAAGGAUUAAUAGUAACUCACACAUGCUUAUUACAGACAAUUUGCUAUCUAAAUCGGUGCCAGUCGAUAGUUCUAAGUACAUGCCGUUAUCGAAUAGUUUAAGAUCAGAUCAAUCAAGGCAAUCAUAUUAUUUUAAUGGAGAUUUUUUGGCAACAUUUAGCAAUUGGUACGGUUCAUCAAAAAAAUCGCCAAGUGACAUAUGUUUAGAUGACACAACAAAUAAUCAAUGUGAUCCAUCACUUUAUUCACCAAAACUAGAAAACACUCAUCGUCCAGAAGAUGAUCGAGACUCUGGCAAAGGCUAUUCAAUACCACAAUCACCGUUUCAUGAACAUGAAACAUCAUGUAUAUUAGGCGAUGCUCAACUAUCGCUCUGUGGAAAUUUAAAUAAUCCCUUAGCAAUAACCGAUGAUUUGUUUAACAAACACUUGGUUCCAUAUCAACAAUUUAUAACUAAUACAGAUAUUACUAAUAAUCCAAAUUUAGUUGUGAGGAUAAAUGGAAAAUAUUACAGUUGGGCUGUAGCAUCCGUUGUAAUGGCCUCUGCAAGUAUUUAUCAUGAAAAAUUACCACAAGAUAUAGUUGAUUCACUGCAGGAAAAACAUAUGAUCCCAAAACAAACAAAAACGAGACAUUCAAGUGAACGAAGCGGAUGGUGGCUGCCGUGGAGCAAAAAAAUUAAAACACCAACAGAUAGUACAACAAAAACAGUGACUGAUAAUAAUACAAAACUAAAGGAUACCGAAUCAAGCUUCCAAAGUCAAAAGUCAUUUGUGAAUAUAAAGAAAAGAGAUACAUCAAAAACUGAUGAUAGUGAAUUGGAAGAUAAUGAAGUACGAAACAUUAUAAGCAAUAUUGAAAACAAAGUUACAAAGAUUGAACAAGCUCAAGAACAACAACAAUCAUUACCAAUAUUUGUUCAACAAAAACCGGUUGGACGUAAAACAAUGAUAUUAUCAUCGGAUCAAUUAAAAAAAUUAAAUUUAAAAUUGGGAAAGAAUCCAGUACAAUAUUCUGUUACAACAGCUUUACAAGGCACAACGACAGUCGAAUCAAAUAUAUUUCUAUUUGAUUAUUUAACAAAAUUUGUUAUAUCCGAUAUCGAUGGAACAAUAACAAGAUCCGAUGCUCUUGGUCAUAUUCUUCCGUUAAUUGGUAGAGAUUGGUCUCAAGAUGGUAUUACUGAAUUUUUCGACGCAAUACAAGAGAAUGGCUAUCAAUUCAUUUAUUUAUCAGCACGAGCUAUUGGUCAAUCAAGUAUUACACGUGAAUUUUUAAAAAGUAUUAAACAAUGUGAUUGUACAUUACCAGCUGGCCCAUUGCUUAUUUCACCUGAUUCUUUAAUGACCGCCUUGUAUAGAGAAGUCAUCGCCAAAAAACCAGAAGAGUUCAAAAUAGAAUGUUUGAAAAAUAUAGCAAGUCUAUUUCCUAAUAAAAAUCCAUUUUAUGCCGGCUUUGGAAAUCGUAUCAAUUAUGCUUAUACAGCCGUUGGAAUACCUCUAACGCGUAUAUUUACAAUCAAUCCCCGAGGUGAAGUUGUACGACAAAAACUUCAAGCUCUUCAAUCAUCUUAUCGAAACCUGCAUGAAGUUGUCGAUCUUAUAUUUCCUCCCAUGGAUCAUGCGGCCAGUGAAACAUAUAGUACGUUCACCUUUUGGCGUUGUGAUCCAUUUCAGUUUGAUACCUCCUCUCAACAGAAAUUAGAAAGUGAAAUGCAAGAAAGUCUUGAUGAAUUAGAACAACAACAAUUUGCAUUAAAAGUAAAAGAAAAGACAACUGGUAAAAAUAAAAACAAAACACAGCCAUCAAUGACGACGACAACUAAUAAUGGUGAUAAAAUUACCAUUGCUCAAAAUGCUACAGGUUUAUCACCAUCAUCAAAUUAA
Didymodactylos carnosus is the source of this 3516-nucleotide messenger RNA. NCBI's taxonomy places the organism in Eukaryota, Metazoa, Rotifera, Eurotatoria, Philodinida, Philodinidae. The record is from the annotation of a GenBank genome assembly.